Messenger RNA from Penicillium macrosclerotiorum, 1086 nucleotides. RefSeq lists its product as uncharacterized. The record is from RefSeq and is a predicted model, not a curated record. NCBI's taxonomy places the organism in Eukaryota, Fungi, Ascomycota, Eurotiomycetes, Eurotiales, Aspergillaceae. The coding region runs from base 1 to 1086 and encodes 361 amino acids. Gene Ontology annotation, molecular function: hydrolase activity. The transcript is spliced from 2 exons.
AUGGCUACAUUCAUCGUGGACUCGCAUGUUCACCUCUUUCCAGCUUCGCAUCUCCCGACCCUCGCCUGGUACGAACCCAAUAGCCCACUCGGAUCGCAGCACAGCGUCGACGAAUACCGACAUGCGGCAUCCUCCGCUCUCAAGCCAAGAGAAACUAACAACACGAAAUUACUCCGGGGAUUUAUCUUUUUAGAGACCGAUCGAAUCUCAUCCGUAGCAGAUGGCCAGCCUGGUAGUCUGGGUUGGAGCCAUGCGUUGGACGAGGUCUCACUCUUGACACGAAUCGCUCUCGGUGAGCCAAUUCCAGGCGAGGGACACAAUGCUGUGGACCGAGAUCUCUGUUUGGGCAUUGUCCCGUGGGCACCGGUUCCUGGUGGCACCGAAACCCUACGGUCAUACAUGGCGAAGGUCAAGGAGCGAACCAUGACGGAGGAGGUUUGGCGCAAAAUUUGCGGAGUCCGAUAUCUAGUCCAAGACAAACCGGCAGGGGUGAUGACUGAACCUGGGUUUAUUGAAGGUCUACGCUGGCUUGGAGAACAGAAUCUGGCAUUUGACCUUGGGGUAGAUGCCAGACAAGGUGGGCUGGGCCAAUUACGCGAGGCUGUUGAGAUGAUGGACAAGCUGGGAAACGACAGUUCCGUCGUCAUAAUUAUCAAUCAUCUAUGCAAGCCGAAUCUCCGGCUUCCGCCCAGCGCAAUCCCGACCCAUGCCGAGUUCCUCGAGUGGAAGCAUUUGGUUACACGAAUGGCCCAGGCGAACAAUAAGAGCUACAUGAAGCUGUCCGGGGCAUUUUCAGAGCUUCCUCCACUAACAGCAGACGUCGAGCCCGAUGUUUCGGGCUUGGUCGAUCGCCUCCAGCCCUGGACAGAUGUAAUAUUUGAUGUGUUUGGCGCCAAUCGGGUCAUGUUCGGGUCAGAUUGGCCGGUAUGCAAUGUCGGUGGUGGCGGCAACAAUGUCUCCUGGAAUCGAUGGAGGACUGUGGUUGAGGGUAUUCUGGACCGGCGAGGACUGACAGCCGCACAGAAGCAAGGCAUUUGGGGCCAAGUUGCUGUAAAGGCCUAUGGAAUUGACGGGAUUGGCAUUUGA